Messenger RNA from Temnothorax curvispinosus, 2221 nucleotides. RefSeq names its product WD repeat-containing protein 43. Gene Ontology annotation, biological process: maturation of SSU-rRNA from tricistronic rRNA transcript (SSU-rRNA, 5.8S rRNA, LSU-rRNA). NCBI's taxonomy places the organism in Eukaryota, Metazoa, Arthropoda, Insecta, Hymenoptera, Formicidae. The record is from RefSeq and is a predicted model, not a curated record. Gene Ontology annotation, molecular function: protein binding. The coding region runs from base 164 to 2050 and encodes 628 amino acids. The transcript has 7 exons. Gene Ontology annotation, cellular component: nucleolus.
ACUCGUGGCGAUUCGCGCGUGCUGCGCUGCUGCGUGCUGCAUGCUGCUCAGCUGUGAGGUUAGGUUUAAAAGAGAGGGCACGCGUCUUUCUGGGAUAAAGAGAUUCGCGAUCGCAGCAGCGAUCAGCGAUUUCUAACGUGUGUCGUGUACUUGUCCAAGUAAGAUGGCGAGCACGGGGUAUUCUGCUUUCUCUCAGGACGGUCAGUAUUACGCGGUUUGCGGUAAUGACGGCAAGUUGAAGAUCUGGGAGACCGCGAGUGGCCGGUUGAAGCACGAGUAUACUCCUAAUCGACAUUUAUCGUCACCCUGCAGCGUCAUAGGAUGGAUCUCCGCGAGUCCGCAAUCGGCGGGCAACGUAUCGCCAUCGCCGAGAAAGAGACGCAGAAGAAAAUCAAUUUCGGAAGAAAGCGACCGCAAAGCUGUCGUGGCGAUGGGUUCGACGAAUGGAAAAAUCACCUUGUACGACGUAGCAGCCGCCGCUGUCAGCGCUACGUUGGAGAACGGUCAUUCCUCCACCGUUACAGCGAUCGUUUGGUCAGCGUGUACUGGAUUGAUUACAGCGGCUGACGAUUAUCAUUUAGUGGAAUGGAAUCUGCAGGAGAAUGGAAUCAAAUGUAAAUGGAAAUCUGGCAAGGCAAAAGUCACAGCCUUGGCGAUUCUAUCUAAUGGAAAGUCCUUGCUAUCCGCCGAAAGAAUAAUCAAGUGGUGGAAUUUAGCGACCAAGCACGUAAUCCGCACGUUUACCGGACAUGCCGGUCACGUCACUUUUCUUCAUACGGUACAAGUAGACGGCACAACCAGUUAUCUAAUCAGCGGUGCUCGUGCGGACAGUCAUCUUUCUGUAUGGGCAUUAGACAAAAAUAAAAAUGAUAAAGCAUCGAUAGCAACCCUAGCCAUGCAAGACGAGGCCACGUCCAUCUCGAUUCUUGUUGCGGAAGAAUUGCAAGUCGUCAUAUUGGUUACUACUCAAUCGGGUCAAGCACACGUGUUCAAGUAUCAGCCAAAUGGUCAUACUAAACCAUUGAAACCGUCUCUUAACAUAGUGGUAGCGGCAGAUGUCAAUCAGAAGGAAACUGUUCAACAGAUUCCAAUUUUAGCAGGUCACUUGACUGAAGAUGAAAAAUUAUUACUAGCAUACGGUAAUUAUCUCAACUUGACAUUCGAGAAAGUUAAGCCCGACUUUUCGGACAAGAUGCAAUGUUUAAUCAGAUCGGAAAAAUUGGAUACAAAAAAAUCCAAAGAAAGGAAAGAAGAGACGAUUUCUAAAGUAAAACCUACCGCGAUAGAAGAUGAUGUUGAAUACCUUGCACCAGGAAUAGGAAUUCCAACACAGAAAAGAAGUAGGACUACCUCAGGGUCUCAAUUACUCUUAAAAGAUAGAUUGGAAAAUCUUAGUUUAAAUGCAGACGCAAAUACACCAGGAAGGAUACCGACGAAAGGAGCGAAUAUGACGCAAUUAUUGAUGCAAGCGUUAAAUAGCAAAGAUAAAACCAUUUUGACAACAGUGCUGUUUACAAAAAAUGAAACUGUAAUUCGUAAUACCAUUGCAAAAUUACCAGUGCAAGCAAUUACGCCAUUGCUUAAAGAAUUAACCCUUAUGUUGCAAGGCAAAACAUAUGUGAGUAAAAUUGCAGUAAUGUGGUUGCAAACUUUGAUAAUGACUCAUGCAGCGCACUUGAUGUCGCGACCAGAUAUCGCGGAGAUGCUCAGCCCUAUUUUAAGUUUUAUCGACGCAAAAUUAACGCUUCUAACGGCUAUACAAAGAUUAAAAGGCAGAGUUUCUCUUAUAACAGGGCAAAUAUCUCAGGCUAAUGAGGAACACACGAAAGAUAUAACUGAGGAGAGCUUGCUCGUUUAUCAAGAUCCAGAUUCAUCGGAUGAAGGUGCCGAGAAAGACGAUAUUGACCUGAGCAGUGAAUCAGAUGACGAUUGGGAAGAGAUGUCGGAUCAAGAUGUUCAAGAUGAGCAAGACGAAGAAGAUAACAGAAGUGUCAAAUUUGAGGAUGAUGACGAUGAUGAUGUGGACGAUAAUGAUUCUAUGCACAGCUGAAAUCAAUCAAGUGAUAACAGAAAUGAAGUAACGGAAUAUAUUGUAAUUUUUAAAUGUAAUUUUUUAAACGUACGUUUGGUAUUAUCAACAUUGGUAUACUCCGUUCAAAUUGUUUAUUUGCAAACUAUAAUAUUAAACGUCAUAAAAGAGAAUAAAGCGUCGUUUUUUAUA